UUUGCGGCAUGUUUGUAUUGUGAGCUGUAAUCUCUAUGGUCCCGGAAGUGAGGUCCUUCUAUCCCCGGCAGUAAAAUGGCGGCUGUUGAUUGCGAUAUGCCCAUGGAGCCGGAGCCACAAAUAUUGAGCGAAGAGGAGAUGGAGAGGGAAGCAGAAGGUUUCAAAGAGCAAGGGAAUGCGUUUUACAUCAAGAAGGAUUACUCGGAGGCAUUCAACUACUACACAAGGGCUAUAGACACCUGCCCAAAGAAUGCCAGUUACUACGGGAACCGGGCUGCCACCCUGAUGAUGCUGAGUCGAUACCGAGAGGCAUUGGAGGACUCCCAGCAGGCCGUUCGACUGGACGACUGCUUCAUGAAGGGUCAUCUGCGGGAGGGGAAGUGCCACUUGUCUCUGGGGAACUCCAGGGCUGCCAGCCGCUGCUUCCAGAAGGUUCUAGAGCUGGAACCCGUCAAUACCCAGGCGCAGAAGGAGGAUAGGAACGCAAAAGCUGUGCUGGAAUAUGAGAAGAUGGCGGAGUUUGGCUUUGAGAAGAGGGAUUUUAGAAAGGUGGUCUUCUGUAUGGACCGUGCCUUGGAGAUUGCCCCUGCCUGUCAUCGCUUCAAGAUCCUGAAAGCGGAGUGUCUGGCCCUGCUGGGCCGUUACCCAGAAGCUCAGUCUGUGGCCAGCGACAUCCUGCGGAUGGAAUCCACGAACGGCGACGCCCUGUAUGUCAGAGGCCUGUGCCUGUACUACGAGGACUGCAUUGACAAGGCCGUGCAGUUCUUUGUGCAGGCGCUGCGCAUGGCCCCCGACCACGAGAAGGCCCGCCUGGCCUGCAGAAAUGCCAAAGCCUUAAAAGCCAAGAAGGAGGAGGGGAACAAAGCCUUUAAGGAGGGCAACUACGACGAGGCCUACAAGCUGUACUCCGAGGCGCUGACAAUAGACCCCAACAACAUCAAAACCAACGCCAAGCUUUACUGCAACCGUGGGACGGUGGGCUCCAAGCUGAAGAAACUAGAACAGGCCAUCGAAGACUGCUCGAGUGCCGUGAAGCUGGACGAGACGUAUAUCAAAGCCUAUCUGCGGAGAGCGCAGUGCUACAUGGACACAGAGCAGUAUGAAGAAGCUGUGCGGGACUACGAGAAGGUCUAUCAGACAGAGAAAACAAAGGAACACAAACACCUCCUGAAGACUGCACAGUUGGAGCUGAAGAAGAGUAAACGGAAAGAUUACUACAGGGUGCUGGGGGUGGGCAAAAAUGCCACAGAAGAUGAAAUCAAGAAGGCGUACCGGAAACGGGCUCUAAUGCACCACCCAGAUCGACACAGCGCAGCCACCACCGAGGUGCAGAAGGAGGAGGAGAAGAAGUUCAAGGAGGUGGGAGAGGCCUUCACCGUACUGUCUGACCCCAAGAAGAAGUCCCGCUAUGACAGCGGCCAUGAUCUGGAAGACGAUGGCAUGAACGCAGGAGAUUUUGAUGCCAACAACAUCUUCAAGGCUUUCUUCGGAGGACCUGGAGGAUUCAGCUUUGAAACAAAUUCAUCAUCUGCACCAGGAAAUUUCUUUUUCCAGUUUGGCUAAAAUGGAGAUUCCCAGUGUGUAUGCAGUAGCCCCAUCAUGGACAUUAUUCACUCGCCUCCUGCCCUACAUCCAAUGUCCCUGACCUUUGUGUUCCUCAGUCUGGUGCCAUGAUGGAAUUGACCACAAAGAACUAAAAUUUCAAAUAAAAAUGUACCACUUUCUAUUUUAAUUUGACAUUGUCCAGAGAUCAUGGAUUAUCAUUUUGCGAUGCUGCCCUUUAUCAAUCCAAAACUGGACAGAAAACAUUGGAUUUCAAUUUCACCCGAGCAAAGUCGAUGGCAUGCUUUCUUUUUCUAAGAUGAAAAAAAAAAAAAAUGAAAAAAAAAAAAAAAUUACUUUUUGUAAGGAAUGGGAUGGUAAGCAUCAAACACACGUACCCAAAUGAAAGUUUUCCUAUCUGAAUAGUAUGGUGAUUCUCAACCUGACAGUGGAAUUAAAAUGCAAAUGGAAACUUGAAUUCUACAGACCCUGAGGCAAGACAUUUAUGCUCUCCAUAGUCAUGUGAAGCCCUGGCUGAGUUCGCUUUGUAACAGAAAUGUUUAAGCCCACAAAGGCAAAAACGGUAGUUGGUGGGGGACGGGUAGUGUGCGCGCAACUUGAAUCCCAUUGUAGCCUUGUUUUGUUGUUGAAGUACUCAAAGCAUAUCUUCAGGGUUUGACGAGCGUAGGCGUAGGCGCACCGAAAUGGCACGAGUAAACCCCAUGGAUGAAGGUGUUGUGAAUACAAGUCUUGUCGUCAUGUCUGUAGGAACAGAAUUUUCACACAUUGAGUUAAAAAAGAAAAGAAAAAAAAGUUAGACUCUCAUUGAUAUUUGAAUUUAUUGCGGCAUUGUACAUUUUACUGGAAUGUAAAGUGAUGUAUGUUCAUAGUUGAUUACGUUUUUCUUUCGUUUUUAUGUAUAUUUAUUGUAAAAUCACAAACUAUAGUCCACGGUCAAGGGGAGCGGGUGAUCUGCUCAACUGGAAUUUUAUUUUUUUGAGAAUUAAAAAAAAAUCGUAUACCAUUUGGAACCUCCUAUUGAAGUGCAACCAAUUUUUUUUUCAAUUCAAAUCCAAAAUAAAUUUGUGAAAAGAAGGUUCUUUUGUGCCCCCCGCUACAAAAAGUUGGCAAUUGCCCUGCAGUGCUGUUCCUCAAACAUUGUGGAUUGAUUAGCAUGAAUUUCAAGGUUAGCGCCUGCUUGUCUGUUCUUUCCUUCUUUUUUUUUUGCUUCAUUAAGAUUAGUAGUGAAGGCACCCUGUUCAUCAGUCAAGUCUUCACAGUUAAGUGGUGCCUUAAGGGAUGACUGCCCAAUGUCAGGCACAAAGAUUGCAGUGAACCCGCCUCCAGUAUAGGUACACAGAAAUGGUGUAAACCACACAAUUUAAUUUUUAAACUCUGCAGGAACAAAAAAUAUAAUGUGAAAAUAUGUGCAUAAAAGAUGACCUUUGCUUUGCGAGAAUGUUUAGUGUUCAAGGCCAGGACAUCAACUGUCAGAACAGACCACUUGCUCCUGCAUGGCUUCUGUCGUUUGGCUCUUCGUGCUCUUGUUUUUGUGGUAGGUCACACGACAGGGUCUUGAUGUGACUGACUUGUCUCCUAACUUUGGGAUCUACUCCAGUUGAGGUUGUCUCCUCCUUGUACCAGUGUUUGUCUUGCACCAAGGCAAUGGAAAAAUGUUUCAGUCUUGUAUGAUUCCUUUCCACUUGCAUUAUGUAGGUGGAAUGUAACAGUAUGUGAAGAGACAUUUUACGUUUUAAUGAGCUGAUGUACUUAUGAACCAUUUUUAUAAUUAGUAACUAUAGUAUAACUGUUGUAGUAUACUGGGAGCGCUGCCAUACUUUUUUGUUGUUUUGGUUAUAAAAAUUAAAGAAGCAUUUAAUCAA
Messenger RNA from Conger conger (European conger), 3425 nucleotides. RefSeq names its product dnaJ homolog subfamily C member 7-like. The record is from RefSeq and is a predicted model, not a curated record. Bases 76 to 1563 code for a protein of 495 amino acids. Gene Ontology annotation, molecular function: protein binding. NCBI's taxonomy places the organism in Eukaryota, Metazoa, Chordata, Actinopteri, Anguilliformes, Congridae. The transcript has 14 exons.